Molecule: messenger RNA, 2321 nt
Organism: Capra hircus (goat)
Lineage: Eukaryota; Metazoa; Chordata; Mammalia; Artiodactyla; Bovidae
Gene: FOXM1
Product: forkhead box M1
Biological process (GO): regulation of DNA-templated transcription; G2/M transition of mitotic cell cycle
Molecular function (GO): sequence-specific DNA binding; DNA-binding transcription factor activity
Source: RefSeq, marked provisional
UGCUCAAUGGAGAGUGAAAGCACAGAUUCAUGAUGAAAACCAGCCCCCGUCGGCCAUUGAUUCUCAAAAGACGGAGGCUGCCCCUUCCUGUUCAAAAUGCCCCAGGUGACACAGCAGAGGAGGAGGCGAAGGGGCCCCCUGCCCAACAAGAGCCUGCUCAAGCGCAAGCCCCCAAGGAGGUGGCAGAGCCCAACCCCUGCAAGUUUCCAGCCGGAAUCAAGAUCCUGAACCACCCAACCAUGCCCAACACCCAAGUGGUGGUUGUCCCCAACAACGCCAACAUCCAGAGCAUCAUCACAGCACUGACCGCCAAAGGGAAGGAGAGCGGCAGCAGCGGGCCCAACAAAUUCAUCCUCAUCAGCUGUGGGGGAGCCCCCACUCCCCCUCCAGGACCCCAGCAUCAAGCCCAAACCAGCAAGGACCCCAAGAGGACAGAAGUGAUCACCGAGACCCUGGGACCAAAGUCUGCAACUGGGGAUGAGAAUCUUCCAAGACCAGCGGGAGUCCUUCCUGGGCAGAGAUGGAAGAACUGUGCUGGCGGUGAGGCAGCCAGCUGCCCCCUGGACAACAGCUUGACCAACAUCCAGUGGCUUGGAAAGAUGACUUCCGAUGGGCUGGGCUCCUGCAGCAUCAAGCAAGAGGUGGAAGAAAAGGAGAAUCGUCACCUGGAGCAGAGUCAGGCCAAGAGCCCUCAGGUGGAGAGGCCCCCUGGAGCGUCGGCACCCUGGCCAGACUCCGUGUCUGAACGACCCCCAUACUCCUACAUGGCCCUGAUACAAUUUGCCAUCAACAGCACAGAGAGGAAGCGCAUGACCCUGAAAGACAUCUACACUUGGAUCGAGGACCACUUCCCCUAUUUCAAGCACAUCGCCAAGCCGGGCUGGAAGAACUCCAUCCGCCACAACCUCUCUCUACAUGACAUGUUCGUCCGCGAGACGUCUGCCAACGGCAAGGUCUCCUUCUGGACCAUUCACCCCAGUGCCAAUCGCUACCUGACACUGGACCAGGUGUUUAAGCAGCAGAAACGGCCCAACCCUGAUCUCCGCCGGAACGUGGCCAUCAAAACCGAACUCCCCCUGGGUGCACGGCGGAAGAUGAAGCCACUACUGCCGCGGGUCAGCUCGUACCUGGUGCCCAUCCAGUUCCCUGCAAACCCGUCGCUGGUGCUGCAGCCCUCGGUCAAGGUGCCCUUGCCCUUGGCAGCCUCGCUCAUGAGCUCAGAGCUUGCUCGCCACAGCAAGCGAGUCCGCAUCGCCCCCAAGGUGCUGCUAGCGGACGAGGGGGUGGCCUCUCUGCCCACGGCAGGACCAGUGACAGAGGAGAAGCUACUCCUCGCAGAAGGACUGUCUCCUCUGCUUCCUGUACCGUCCAUCAAGGAGGAAGAUGUCCAGCCUGGGGAGGAGACACCACUUCUAGGGAGGCCCAUCAAAGUCGAGAGCCCACCCCUGGAAGAGUGGCCUUCACCCUGCCCAUCGGUCAAGGAGGAGUCAUCCCACUCCUGGGAGGACUCGUCCUGCUCCCCAACCCCUAGGCCCAAGAAGUCCUCCAACACUGGGUCCAGGUCCCCCGCCCGCCGUGUCUCCGACCUGCUGGUGAUCAAACGCAGGGAGGGGCGGGAGAUGAGCCGGUCUCGGAGGAAACAGCACCUCGUGCCACCCCGCCUGGACGAGCCCGAGCUGCUCCUCUCCGAGGGCCCGGGGGCUCCCCAACCAGCCCUGGCAGGGCCCCCGCAGCCCACCUGCCAGCUCAGCUGCCCCCCAGAGGACGGAGGCCCCUUUAAGACACCCAUUAAGGAGAUGCUGCCCACCUCCUCCACCCCCAGCAAAUCUGCCCUCCCCACGACCCCUGAGUCCUGGAGGCUCACACCCCCAGCCAAAGUCGGGGGGCUCGACUUCAGCCCUGUACGAACCCCCCAGGGUGCCUUUGGCCCCCUGCCGGACUCCCUGGAGCUCGUGGAUCUCAGUGCCACCCCACUGAAAAGCGUCCCGCUCUUUGACUCCCCCCGAGAGCUCCUCAAUUCCGAACCCUUUGACCUCGCCACUGACCCCUUCAGCAGCUGCCCACCCUCUGAUAUGGAGGUCCCCAAGCCGGGUUCCCCCGAGCCGCAGGUGGCCGGCCUCUCGGCCAACCGCUCUCUGACCGAGGGCCUGAUCCUGGACACAAUGAACGACAGCCUCAGCAAAAUCCUGCUGGACAUCAGCUUCCCCGGCCUGGAGGAGGACCUGCUGGGCCCCGGCAGCGUUGGCUGGACUCAGUGCAUUCCUGACCUGCGGUAGAGGCAGGGCUCCUGCCCCUCAGGCCAUCCGCUCGCUCUCCAGAUG